Messenger RNA from Verticillium dahliae VdLs.17, 453 nucleotides. RefSeq names its product oxidoreductase. The record is from RefSeq and is a predicted model, not a curated record. Lineage: Eukaryota; Fungi; Ascomycota; Sordariomycetes; Glomerellales; Plectosphaerellaceae. The coding region runs from base 1 to 453 and encodes 150 amino acids. Gene Ontology annotation, molecular function: FAD binding. The transcript has a single exon.
AUGCCAGCACUAAAAAUUCUGGUCAUCGGUGGUGGCAUCGCCGGCCCCACUCUUGCAUUUUGGCUGGCUCCCCUCGGCCACGAUGUCACCAUUCUCGAACGAACAGAGUCGCUUCGCGCGCAAGGCCAGCAGAUCGACCUUCGCGGCCAAGCCGUGAGCGUCAUCCGUCGCAUGGGGCUCGUCGACAAAGUCCGCGCCCACGUUGUGGAUGAGGAGGGCAUUCAAUUCGUUGACGCCAAGAACCGUCGCCAGGCAAUGUUUCGCGCCAACAAGACCGGACAGGGCGCCCAGACAUUCACCUCCGAGUUUGAGAUAAUGCGCGGUAGUUUGGUGCGCAUUUUGGCCGACGCCGCAACAGCACGUGGGGCCAAAUUCCGUUUCGGCACCACUGUCGAGGGACUCGAGCAGAAAGGCAAUGCUGUGAACGUUGCCUUUGAAGACGCGCACCGCUGA